This is a messenger RNA of Clarias gariepinus (North African catfish), 4591 nucleotides long. It is a transcript of the gene polrmt, whose product is annotated as polymerase (RNA) mitochondrial (DNA directed). The transcript has 21 exons. Gene Ontology annotation, biological process: mitochondrial transcription. Lineage: Eukaryota; Metazoa; Chordata; Actinopteri; Siluriformes; Clariidae. The coding region runs from base 43 to 3951 and encodes 1302 amino acids. The record is from RefSeq and is a predicted model, not a curated record. Gene Ontology annotation, molecular function: mitochondrial promoter sequence-specific DNA binding; protein binding; DNA-directed RNA polymerase activity. Gene Ontology annotation, cellular component: mitochondrial DNA-directed RNA polymerase complex.
GAGAGAGUAAUGCGGUUGUUAUGAACUCUUGGACAUGCCGAAAUGUCACUUUUAAGACUGUGUGCUUUUCCGAAAUACUUAAGCGGGAGCUUUGUGUUCGAAAGAAGUGCUCGUUUCACCUUAAAUGUCACCCACUGUCAACUCUGCAUAAGACUCCGGAAUAACUUCGAGAAGGGAAUUAAAGAUAACCCAUGGGCAACACUACACCAGAGGGACUACACCGCUAUUCCAAAGAAGGAGGAUGGGAAAAAAAGAGUGUGGGAACGAUCACAUUUGUUGGAUGUUCUCGAGGCUCGAAUGCAACAGUUGCAGUCUGAUGUUUUACAUGUGAAACAUACAAAGGUUGAAUUUAUCAAAGUGCCACAGGGCGAAAAAAGAGGCAGUCCGAUGAAAAGUCAAAAGUCAGAGGCUGAAAAACCUAAAGCUGUCCAGUCCACUAAAAAAGGUGCCACUUCAGAUAAACUGUCUGCCAAAACACAUGCGAGCCGCUGGAUUGAGAAGCUAAAGCUUGAGAAGUCAAACAAAACUAAAAAACAGUGGUCUCUGCAGCAGAAACUAACAAAACCAACAGCAGCAGCAGCAGCAAAAAUCACUAAAGGAAAUUUGAUGGCUCCUGGAACGUCUAUAAAAACAAUCUCUACUGCCAAAAGUAGCAAACAACCCAAAUCUGAGACCACAAAAGAUGCACUUAACAAACAAACAAGUUUAAAUCCAAAGGUGUCAAAACAUCGUACAAGUGCACCCCCAGUUAAAGAGGAUAUUGAACUUUCCAGAGCUGCAGAGCUCACUGAAGUCGAAGAGCUUGAAGAGAUGAUCGGGGAGUGGAGUCCGACAAAUGCAGAGAAACUCCUAGAAGACAAAGAUGGCAACCGUUAUGGCGACGCGCAGCUGAACUUGCGCUGCUACCUGGAGGCGUGUGUCUUCAUAGGGGACGUUGAGCGAGCACAGCGCUGUCUAUAUUUUCACCAUCGGCACCUAAGCAAACGCAAAAUACUCUCCAUCAGCGCGUACAACAUCAUGAUGAGGAUGUGGGCCAAGAAGGGAUCUGUGAAUCACAUUGGUCGAUUAUUCGCUCUGGUCGAGGAGGCAGGACUAAAGCCCAACAUGACAUCAUACUCUGCGGCUCUGGAGUGCAUGGGCCGCAAUCCUGAGACUUCUCCGCGCACUAUAAAGAGGUGUGUGCAGCAGAUGGCUGAAGGCGGCUUGUGUUUGGACGACAUGUUUCGACAGUGUGUGUUCAGACAAGAUGAGCGGGACAUGGUGCUAAAAGCCAUCCGCACUGUACAACCCGACUUCGAGCCACACACCCCUUCUGACCGGCCGCAUUGCUCAUUACCACUGGUGGAGAACUUCUAUACAAAGAGGGAAGGAACCACCUAUCCUAAGUUAGAUUUCAGCAUGGCUGAGCUGCAGGAGCGCUUCAGGCGUCAGCUGACUAUGGAGCAAGCCAACACUGUCACCAUCGACUCUGUGGAGGCUAUUAAACCUGUCACUGAACACAUGGCUAGGAUGAGGAAGCUUUUAGCUGAGCAGCGCACUCACUGGCACAAAGCUCUCCUACAAGCUCUGAGGGAAAGCCGGGUGGUUUUAGGCAGCAACAACCGGAGAAACUGGAAGAUUGACAUCUACCCUUUCCUGCGCAUCCUUCAUGAUGAGGAUUACGUCAACAUCAUGCUGCAGGGUUUGGCCAACCUUCCCCCGAGUGGAGACUCUCUGCUCUUCUUGGCUAAGGAACUGGGCAACAGAGUCCACAACGUGUACUGCAUCCAGCAAAAGAGUCACAGCCAGAUAGUGGAAAAACUGGGCAAAAUCUACAAUUCGUACGUGGAACUGCUCGGAAAAGACACAGAGCCCAGCACUGUGUUGCCACGGGAACGAUGGAGCACUCUAGAGGAGAAGCAAACCACUGGUCCCUCCCUCCUGAGUGAUGACACACCCUGGCCACACAUGCUGGUUAUUCAGCUGGGCAGUUUCCUAGUGGAUCUGAUGGUGCGCGAGCUCAAAAUUCCAAACAACACUCUGAACCCGGCCCAGGACAACAAGCUCAUCCCUGUGCUCUAUCACAUGUACACAUUCCGCAGCAAUCGACAGAUUGGUUUCAUCAAGCCACACCCAAUCCUGACUCAAAUACAAUCAGAAGCCAUGGAGACCAAGCUGACCUUUGACUCGUAUGUGAUACCCAUGCUGUGCCCACCAGUGCCCUGGAUAUCAGCCAAGAGUGGGGCUUACCUGCUGACUCCCACCAAGCUGAUGCGCUCAGUUGAAGGUGCCAUUCAGCACCAGCUGCUGCUGGAGAGGUGCCAGGAUGAGGAGCUCCAUGCUGUGCUGGACUCCCUUAGCCAGCUGGGCAACUGUGCCUGGAGAAUCAACAAACCCUUGUUGGACAUAAUCAUCUCCAUCUUUAACGAUAAGGGUAGUGAGAAGCUGGAUGUGCCUCCACCUAUUUCAGAGGCACCAGAAAUCCCACGCUUCAACCCUAAUGACCCAGAAUACACACCUGCUGAGAAAGCCCAUCUAAAGCGUGAGGCCACAAGAGCCAAGAAGAAGGUUGCUGAGAUGCACAGUCUGCGAAUGGAUGCCCUCUACAAGCUUUCCAUAGCCAACCACAUGAGGGAUGAGAUCUUCUGGUUUCCUCAUAAUAUGGAUUUCCGAGGACGUACUUAUCCAUGCCCACCCUACUUUAACCACCUAGGAAGCGAUGUAACCAGAGCCGUCUUGCUGUUUGCUGAGGGAAAGCCAUUGGGUCCUAAAGGCCUGGACUGGUUAAAGAUCCAUCUGGUCAACCUCACGGGCCUGAAGAAGCGAAGUUCGUUAGCUGGGAGACUGGAAUAUGCAAACACCAUCAUGGAUGACGUUCUGGACUCUGCGGACAACCCUUUAACGGGAAGGAAGUGGUGGAUGAAUGCUGAUGAGCCUUGGCAGACUCUGGCAUGCUGCAUGGAAAUAGCAAAUGCCUCCAGAUCACAUGACCCCACACAGUUCAUCUCCCAUUUCCCUGUGCAUCAGGACGGCUCCUGUAACGGCCUUCAGCACUAUGCUGCACUGGGUCGUGAUGUGAUUGGUGCAACAUCAGUAAACUUAAUGCCCUGUGAAGAACCGCAGGAUGUCUACAGUGGAGUGGCUCAGCAGGUGGAGGAGUUCCGGGCCCGAGACGCAGAAAAGGGCAUGAAGAUAGCACAGGUGCUGGAAGGUUUCAUCAGCAGGAAGGUGGUGAAGCAAACUGUGAUGACUGUGGUCUAUGGGGUCACGCGCUAUGGUGGACGGCUGCAAAUCGAAAAACGCCUCAAGGAGAUCGAUGACUUCCCCAAGGAGUAUAUUUGGGAUGCCUCACAUUACCUAGUGCAACAGGUCUUCAGCAGCUUGAAGGAAAUGUUCACCGGGACAAGAGAGAUCCAGGACUGGCUAACUGAGAGUGCAAGGCUAAUCGCUAAGUCCGGCAGCACAGUGGAAUGGGUGACUCCGUUGGGACUGCCCAUUGUCCAGCCCUACCACCGGACCAGGAACCACGUGCUCAAGAGCAACAUCCAGUUUCUGAGUCUCCAGAUAAGCCAUGACGUCUAUGAGAGGCCGGACACAGUAAAGCAAAAGAAUGCAUUCCCCCCAAACUUUAUCCAUUCUCUGGACUCCACACAUAUGAUGCUAACUGCACUCAACUGUUACAGUGCUGGUUUGACCUUUGUAUCGGUGCAUGACUGCUACUGGACUCACGCUCUUACAGUAGACAUCAUGAACAAGGUGUGUCGAGAGCAGUUUGUGGCUUUGCACAGUCAGCCUAUUCUUCAGGACCUCUCCACAUUCCUGCUGCAAAAAUAUUGCUCAGGACCACCGGGCAACACCAAGAGCAAGAAAUUCCUGGAAUACUGGAAAAUGUCGCAAUUGCUGGGAAAAGUUCCAGAAACAGGUGAUUUUGAUCUUCAGAGAGUGAAGGAAUCCACUUAUUUCUUCAGUUGAUGUCGAUGCAGAACCCUCACAGGUUGAACCAGAGAGGAAAUGAUGGCUUAUCUUAGUGUCUCCGUGCUGUGCACGGCGACUAACGUACUUAAUCGGCUGCUGCAAACUGCUGCUGCUAUCACAACAUCUACACACGCUGUGAUAAUUUUAAGAAGUUGGAAUGCCAGAGAUUUUGUCUUUUAGUGUCCAUGUGUGUAAGUGCAGGUGGUUAGUGUGUGUCUUCUGUUUAGAAAGACAACACAGCCAUGCUCUGUUCUGGUAAACGUCAUGUAUGGAGAUAUGGUGUUUUUCUGGCCUCAGCAGGGCUGAUCACUUUCCUCCACUCCUCUACGCUGAUUAAAGACACAGCCCAAGCUGUCAUCGAUAUCAGAGCUCAUACAGUUAACAGACCACUGUGCCAUUUCCACACUGUUUCAUUUCCCAUCAAGCUGCUCGACUCAAUGUCAUGAAGAGCAAAAAUGGAGGAUGGAUGUCUCCUUUCAAAUACUGUGAACACGGUUCCAGAUUAAACAGGCUGUUAAAGGAAUUUUAUAAAUCUUUUCAUUUUGGAGUGGUGUAAAAUAGUUUAUGUAAAAGCUGUAAUGUAUACUUAUUGACCAGUGUCUAAUAAAAAUAUAUAUAUUUUUAUGAUAUGUUUUUG